Molecule: messenger RNA, 1941 nt
Organism: Ilex paraguariensis (yerba mate)
Lineage: Eukaryota; Viridiplantae; Streptophyta; Magnoliopsida; Aquifoliales; Aquifoliaceae
Source: the annotation of a GenBank genome assembly
CUCGUCACCCUCCACCCUGUAACCGAAAAACCUGAAAUCUCUCUCUCUCCCCAUCUAUAUACGCAGAUAUGAGUCAUAUGACCUGAGCAUAGGAGCUUUUCAAUGGCUAUUCUAGCCUCAUUACCAGGUCUCAACCUCUUCUCAAACCUCCCAUCAACCUCACCUCCAAACGACCCCUCCACCACUUCAAUCCUCCCCAAGCCACCCAUCCCCAUCCCUAAAUACCCACCUCCCCUCAAAUCCCAGAAAUCCCCAAAACACUCUCAAGACCCCCCAAAAAAUCCCGCCUUCAAAACCCACCACCACAAUUCCAAAUACUAUAAGCCCAUUAAAACCGGCCAAGUCAUCUCACCCAACGGUGACGACGACCGCUCCGUCGUCGUCGGCGAGUCUGGUGUAUCCUAUCGCCUCGCCGGAGCCCCAUUCGACUUUCAAUUCAGUUACUCUGAAACUCCAAAAGUGAAACCUUUAGCUAUUCGAGAGCCAGCUUUUUUACCCUUUGCUCCACCCACAAUGCCGAGGCCGUGGACUGGAAAAGCCCCAAUGAAAAAGUCCAAGAAAAAAAUUCCGCUGUUCGGAUCUUUAAAUCAACCAGAGACUAAUGGGGUUAAGCAUUUGGAAAUGCUAAGGCCAUACCAUCUUGGAAAAUAUUCAACUGAGGUUCAAAACAGAGGGAAAGUGUUAGGAAAGCCGUUAACAAAGGCGGAGAUUAUAGAGCUUGUAAAGCCUUGCGUGUCUUGUAAUAGACAGGUUAAUCUUGGUAGGGAUGGGUUGACACACAAUAUGUUGGGCUUGAUACAUACACAUUGGAGGCGGCAGCCCGUUUGUAAAGUUCGAUGUUUAGGUGUUCCAACAGUUGAUAUGGACAACGUAUGCCGGUGUCUUGAGGACAAGACUGGUGGAAAGAUUAUUCGUCGAGUUGGUGGUGUGCUUUAUCUUUUCCGUGGCAGAAACUACGAUCAUCAUACUCGUCCACAGUAUCCUAUGAUGCUCUGGAAACCAGCUGCUCCUGUUUACCCGAAACUUAUACAAGAAGCUCCAGAAGGGUUAACAAAAGCUGAAGCUUCUGAGCUACGAAUAAAAGGGAAAAAACUCCCCCCAAUUUGUAAACUACCAAAAAAUGGAGUGUAUAUUUCCCUUGUGAGGGAUGUGAGGAUUGCUUUUGAAGGAUAUCAUUUGGUGAAGAUUGACUGCAAGGGGAUGCAUGCAAGUGAUUACAAAAAGAUAGGAGCUAAGCUGAAGGAAUUGGUUCCUUGUGUGCUAUUAUCUUUUGAUGAUGAACAGAUAUUGAUGUGGAGAGGAAAAGAUUGGAAAUCCCUAUACCAAGAUGCUCCUCCAACUUCAAGCCGUACUAGUAGUGACUUUGCAAAUGGUCCCAAUUAUACAGGAAAUAGCGGUGUUGACUCUGAAAAAUCAGACACUAGAAUGGUGAGCUCAAGUCCUAAAAUGAUGUCCCUGUGGAAUCGUGCCAUCGAGUCAAGCAAGGCAUUGUUACUGGAUGAAAUUUGUCUUAAUCCUGAUGAUCUGUUGAAGAAGGUGGAAGAAUUUCAAAGCACAUCACAGGCCUCAGAGCACUCCUAUCCUGCAUUAGUCUUGUCAAGUGAAGAUAGGUCUGGUUUUUCAAGGACAGAGUAUGAAGAUAAUUCUCAGGAUGAGGACUGUGAGAUCUAUGGUCAUGAUUAUGAUGAUAAAUAUUACAUCAACGAAUCAUUUGGAGAGGUGGACUCAUCAGCUCCUUUAGGAUCUUUGCCUGUGGAUUGGAUAGCAAAGCAGCUAAAUGACAGUAAGGAAUAAAAAUUUAGCUAAAGAUCUGUUCAAGGUGUUCCAAAUGAGUUGCAAUGUCUUGUUUCAUAUUUUUUCCACUAGUGUAUUUAAGAGGCCAUUAAUCUGAAGGUUGGUAGAAUUUUUUUCUUUUUUUUUUUUGGGGGGGGGGGGGGGGGG